AUGUUCGGCCUCAUCAUCUCCGGCCGGCCUGUCGAUGCCACACCUCAAGUCUUCUCGGAAGCCCAAUACGCUUUUAGGAUCGCCCCAACGCCGUCGUUCAGUCAUGUAGUUGUCUUCUUACUUCCUGGUGCACAGCUUCCACCUGGUACUGCCGCCUCUGUAUACAUCCAGAUCCCGCCCUCUCAGGAGUUCAAGCUGCUCGGGGGCAUAGGACCGGGAAAGGAGUCUGCCAUCUUCAAAGUCAGUGGAGUCAAGGCUGGUCCGGCUAAUGCUGCCGACGGUGAUGACAUGGAUGCUAUGGUCGAUGACGCAUCUGGUCCGGCCAACAAUAUGGCAGCUGCAUCUGGCGAGAUUGUGAUCGGCUUGUCCAUCGAGCCAGCAGCACAGGUCGAGGCUCAGCUUCUUCAGCUCAAGGGAGCUGCAGCACUAUCUGGGCAACAAGUGACAGCUCAUCCGUCAAGCGCACUAGUCAGGCUCAAUUCUGGUACUGGUGGCAGGAUUACGACCAAAGUGCUCGCGCAGAGGAUCAUCGGCAAUGCUUUCGACUUUUUGGCAAGCUUUGGUAGCGACACUGUGCCUCUGAAGGCCUUUCGAGACUGGUGGCUCAAGUUCGAAAAGAAGAGCGUCAAGAUCAAGGUUGAACAGCCUCAAAAAUCUUGCAUGGAGCACCCGCGUCAUGAUGUAGCCGGCGGGUUACGCUUUACAACCAGCAGAAGACAUAUUACAUUCGUCGAAGCGGAUCCAGAUCGACCGUUGCUGUAUGCUAAGAGGUUCUCACAAUGCGACAUCAUGAUCACUGCAUCAAGGGAUCUUCGAAGACAGGAGCAGGAAACGAUUGAAGAUUUAAAUGACGAAAUCAAUGACAAGCAAGGCAAUUGA
Recurvomyces mirabilis is the source of this 879-nucleotide messenger RNA. RefSeq lists its product as uncharacterized. Gene Ontology annotation, cellular component: nucleus; cytosol. Lineage: Eukaryota; Fungi; Ascomycota; Dothideomycetes; Mycosphaerellales; Teratosphaeriaceae. The coding region runs from base 1 to 879 and encodes 292 amino acids. Gene Ontology annotation, molecular function: nuclear import signal receptor activity. The record is from RefSeq and is a predicted model, not a curated record. Gene Ontology annotation, biological process: protein import into nucleus. The transcript is spliced from 2 exons.